GAGCCGAACCGGACCGAGCGGAGCCGAGCCAAGCCGAGCCGGGGGCGCAGAGCGCGGGAGGCGGCGGCGCGGAGCCCAGGCAGCUCUGCUGCUGAUGGAACUGCUCCGGCCUGGCUGAUGAAGUUGGUACACACACCAUGUCAUCAUGUGUCUCUAGCCAGCCCACCAGCGACCGGGCGGCCCCCCAGGAUGAGCUGGGAAGUGGGCGUGGCAGCCGGGAAGGCCAGAAGCCCUGUGAGGCACUGCAGGGACUGUCAUCUUUAAGUAUCCACUUGGGCAUGGAAUCCUUCAUCGUGGUCACCGAGUGUGAGCCAGGCCGGGGUGUGGACCUCAGCCUGGCCCGAGACCAGCCUCUGGAGGCUGAUGGCCAGGAACUCCCCCUCGAUGCCUCAGAAUCUGAGUCACGGUCCCUGCUUUCUGGUCGCAAGAUGUCCCUGCAGGAGCGGUCCCAGGGCGGGCCGGCAUCCAGCAGCAGCCUGGACAUGAAUGGACGCUGCAUCUGCCCACCCCUGUCCUACUCACCAGCAAGCUCCCCACAGUCCUCUCCCCGGAUGCCCCGGCGGCCCACAGUGGAGUCACACCAUGUCUCCAUCACUGGUUUGCAGGACUGCGUGCAGCUGAAUCAAUAUACGCUGAAGGAUGAAAUCGGAAAGGGCUCCUACGGUGUUGUCAAGCUGGCCUACAAUGAAAAUGACAAUACUUACUACGCAAUGAAAGUGCUGUCCAAAAAGAAGUUGAUCCGACAGGCUGGCUUUCCACGUCGCCCCCCACCUCGAGGUACUCGCCCAGCUCCAGGGGGCUGCAUCCAACCCAGGGGCCCCAUCGAGCAGGUGUACCAGGAAAUUGCCAUCCUCAAGAAGCUGGAUCACCCCAACGUGGUGAAGCUGGUGGAGGUCCUGGAUGACCCUAAUGAGGACCAUCUGUACAUGGUGUUUGAAUUGGUCAACCAAGGGCCUGUGAUGGAAGUGCCCACCCUCAAGCCACUGUCUGAAGACCAGGCCCGGUUCUACUUCCAGGAUCUGAUCAAAGGCAUCGAGUACUUACAUUACCAGAAGAUCAUCCACCGGGACAUCAAACCUUCCAACCUCCUGGUGGGGGAAGACGGGCACAUCAAGAUAGCCGACUUUGGUGUGAGCAACGAAUUCAAGGGCAGCGACGCCUUGCUGUCGAACACCGUGGGCACACCCGCCUUCAUGGCACCCGAGUCGCUCUCAGAGACCCGGAAGAUCUUCUCUGGCAAGGCCUUGGAUGUCUGGGCCAUGGGUGUGACUCUGUACUGCUUUGUCUUCGGCCAGUGCCCUUUCAUGGAUGAACGAAUCAUGUGUUUGCACAGUAAGAUCAAGAGUCAGGCCCUGGAGUUUCCAGACCAGCCUGAUAUAGCUGAAGACUUGAAAGAUCUGAUCACCCGGAUGUUGGACAAGAAUCCAGAGUCCAGGAUCGUGGUGCCUGAAAUCAAGCUGCACCCUUGGGUCACGAGGCACGGGGCUGAGCCACUGCCGUCGGAGGACGAGAACUGCACACUGGUCGAGGUGACCGAAGAGGAAGUCGAGAAUUCAGUCAAACACAUUCCCAGCCUGGCAACCGUGAUCCUAGUGAAGACCAUGAUUCGUAAACGCUCUUUCGGUAACCCGUUUGAAGGUAGCCGGCGGGAAGAACGCUCCUUGUCAGCACCCGGGAACCUGCUCACCAAAAAACCAACCAGGGAGUGGGAGCCCUUGUCUGAGCCCAAGGAAGCAAGGCAGCGAAGACAGCCUCCGGGGCCCAGAGCCAGCCCCUGUGGGGGAGGAGGAAGCACUCUUGUGAAAGGUGGUCCCUGCGUGGAACGUUGUGGGGCUCUGACCCCCGGCUCCUCACCACGCAUGCCUCCACUGCAGCCGGAGGAGGCGAUGGAGCCGGAAUAGCUUCGUGGACCACCUGACCUCGCAUGCCUGGCUGUGUGGCCCUGCACGGGGCUGCUGCACCCUGCGUUUCCAUAGCAGCAUGUCCUACGGAAACCGAGCACGUGUGUAGAGCCUUGACUGUCAUCUCUGGUUAUCUGUUUUUUUGUUUGUUUUUUCGUUGUUGCUGUUGUUUUUCUUUUCCUUUCCUUUCUUUUCUUUCCCUUUGUUGUCUAAGGGGACAAAGAAAAAAAAAAAGGACUUGACUCCAUGACGUCAUCGACUUUGGCCGCUGGCUGGCCGGACUGGCCGGUUUGAGGAGUUGCAAACCGAAACCAACAUGCAUUUUGGGACAAUUGCUUUUUAAAAUGUUUUUAUGCCAAAAAAGAAAAAACAAAAAAACAAAAAAACUUCCAUUGUGAAUUCAGAACCAUGUCAGAUGUACCAGGUGAAUGUGUGUGGGGAGACUCCUGCUGGCUGGGGCUACACUGAGGAGGAUUAGAAGGAGCGGUGCGACCCACACACAAACCCCAUGCUUGGGCACCUUCCAGGACCGUGGAAAGACAGGGCUAGCCCUCAGUAGCUGCCGGGAACUUCGAUGUCAUUUAUUUGUAAUGAGGAGUUCUUAAGUGUUUUUUUUUUUUUUUUAAUGGAUAAAAUUAUAGUCAGGAAAACUAAAAGGGCUUGAAGUUGUAAUGCUUGAGGGGUUCUUUGCAACUCUGAAAGAGCAUUCAGCAGCUGUGGCGGGAGAGGUUUGUCUGGAGGGCUGAACACACUUCUUCAUGUUAGCUACCCAAAAUGGGUUUCUGAGGCCAUCAGCUAAGCUAAUUCUCUUUGUAAAUUGGCAAACAAACAAACAAACAAAACCUUCAGGGUGGUAUCUACUCUUUCAUGUACAUUACAUGGCUUAAGACUCAACAGAUGUUUCCAAGUCUUUAACUAGCCAGAACUCUGGAGAAGUUCACAAGUUACAUACUGGAGCUUCCAAGGAUCUGUGUCCCAGCAUCCUCCGGGCGGCUGCGCAGGAGACUGAGACGAAAUGCGUGCCUGUGUAUUAGCGGCUGCACUUGUUUGUUAACUGUGUAUUCUAGAGACUGUAAGCUUUCUUUCCUUUUCAAUACUGUCUGGUUGAUACAGUUAAUGAAACAUGAGUUUCCCGUGGGGCACUUAGACAAGAUUGUCACUCAGCGCAGGCACAAAUGGCUAUCUUUAGGAUCAAAGCGUUAGUGGGGACUGCAGUGACAUCAGGGUGCCAUUGUAGAGCAAAGUGUCAAAACCCAGAACGCUCCUCAGGGCAAAGGGUCUUCUUUUUUUUGGGGGGGGGGGGUUGUUUUUGUUUUUUUUCCUGUAGCUAAAAGCUUAUUAGAGAGUAAACAGGAACCUUUUUGGCUUUCAGCCAAUAUUAAAAGUUUAGUUGAAGUUUGGGUGUGACGACCCAGGACCACAGAAAAAAAUAGGAAGUUUAAGGGGGCUUCCAGACUGAUUUCCAGUGUUUUGGUAAUGAUUAUCUUGUCAGUAAUGGGGCCCAGAAGACUGCCUCCUGGCCUGUGUGGAGUCCAGGCAUUCCUGGCUUCCUUCCGUAGGGUUUCUUAAGCUCUUGAUUGUAGUGUAACCACUUUGUCUGCUGUUGCACGAGCAGUUAGAAUCCAGGCAAAGACUGCAGUACGGGGAAGGGUCUGUGUGACCAAGGACUUCCUGUCACUUUCCCUUUUUAAAAUUUAAGGAGUAACAACCCAGUGGCUCCACCCCUUGUGGCCACAGAUGGAGUUCAGUUAGUUUGCAAUAAGUAUCUUGUGGUUAAGUUAAAGCCAACAGGUCGUAUAGCUCAGACCCAGCCUGUCUGCUUAGACGCUGGCUUGGCUGAGUGUCCUGCCUGAGCAGGGCAGGCGUUAUACAGAGCUCUGCAGAAUUCUUGUGUUUACACAGCCCUUCUGGACAAUGCUGUUUCUCCCGGCCACAGCCAUGGCACCAUUGUCCAGGAUGUCUUAGGAUUGCUAGCAAUCAGGCAGAAGAAAUUGAGAGGUCUGCAUGGGUAACUUUUUGUCUUAAACAAAGAAACACCAAAGAAAGCUGUGGAAAGGAGUUACUCCCCCCAACCCCCACAUCCUGCCCAGCUGUUGUGGAAAGUAUAAGAGGUCCAGCCGUAACUAGAGCACAAACAUUGUUUUCAAAGUAUCAUUAGUGAGAAGAGAAGCUGUCAGAGUGGCUUUUCUCUGUGGGCAGAUAGGAUGCCCACGAUUCCUUCCGUGGCUGGUUCACCCAUGAUUCAUGUGUAAGCAGCCUUUUCGGCCUUGAAGGAAGCACAAGCCCCAUUCCUCUCUUUCUGUCUUUAUUGCCUCCCCAUGCGUCUCACAGGCUCCCAGACACCUUACAGAGACCCUUGUUCUCCCUUGGGGAUGCAGUCCCUACUGGUCUGGCCUUUCCAUGGGACAGAAUUCUUAUCCUUGUAUCUUUGUAGACUUAGAAUAACAGCUGUACAAGUUGACACCAGGUUAGGCCUGCAGUUCUCGCCCAUCCUCCAGGGGGCGCACUUAACAUUGCCAACAAGGAACCACAGCCUCCAGUCGCUCCCAAGGUGCUAGGGAAGAUUGUGGUUUCUGGCUUCUCCAGCUCUAUGGGCUCGAGUUUCGUGGGACUUUGGACUUUUAUAUUUUGGUGACCAGUACCCUCCACUUCUGUUUGAUUCCCCUUGACCUCUCUACUAUGCAUUUUCCUUUUAUCAGGUGUAUAAAGUUAAAUACUGUGUAUUUAUCACAUACAAGUACAUGAACUUAAGAAGAUGAGCAUUCGGUUGUUUCCACAGGUGAUCAAGCUUCUCUGUAAACUUGAAAUAAACAGACAGCAAAAAUGG
Molecule: messenger RNA, 4728 nt
Organism: Arvicanthis niloticus (Nile rat)
Lineage: Eukaryota; Metazoa; Chordata; Mammalia; Rodentia; Muridae
Source: RefSeq, a predicted model, not a curated record